AUGGGCUCUGUGCGGACCUGGGGGGACCUGCGCUAUGGCGGCGACUCAGAGGAUGUGCAGGCGCAGCUGGUGGACGUGCGCCAGGUCUGCGCCUCCGGCAGUUCCUUCGCGGCACUCAAGGCGGACGGCUCCGUUGUGGCGUGGGGCCUGCCCUCGGGUGGGGGGGCGCUGGGCUCGACGAAGCGGCACCUGGUGGAGGUGGUGCAGCUGUGCGCCUCCAGCUGCGCCUUCGCGGCCCUCCAGGCCAGCGGGCGAGUGAUCACCUGGGGCCUGCCGUGGGGUGGAGGUGACCAGAGUGCCGUGCACGGAGAGCUGGAGGAUGUGAAGCAGCUUGCGGCGACUGCCCAUGCCUUCGCCGCCCUGCGGGGGGACGGGCGGGUGGUGUCUUGGGGCGAAGCGAAGGCGGGUGGCAACAGCUUCAAAGUCCGGGAUGAGCUGAAGGACAUCACGGAGAUUGCCUCUUCCGGUGGCGCAUUCGCAGCGAUCCGCAGGGAUGGGCGAGUCUUCGCCUGGGGCGACCCCCACUACGGUGGCGACGGCUGGGACCUGCGGCAGUUAAGCGACGGCGUGCGCGUGGGCGCCGCCUCGGCGGGAGCCUUCGCAGUGAUCCGCAGGGACGGCUCUGUUUGGAGCUGGGGCCGCGCUGACUGCGGGGGCGAUUCCAGUUCCGUCAGGGACCAGCUUGUGGACGUGCACGAGGUCUUCGCCUCCGGCAGCGCCUUCUGCGCGCUAAAAGGCGAUGGCUCGGUGGUGACCUGGGGGGACGCCUUCUAUGGGGGCGACUCCGGCCGAGUGCAGCGCCAGCUCUGCCUCGUGUCCAAGGUCUCCGCCACGGCCUGCGCCUUCGCCGCGGUGUUGCAGGACGGCUCCGUGGUGACCUGGGGCGCGGAGGACGCCGGCGGCGACUGCACGGAGGUGCAGGAGGAGCUUCGGGAUAUCACAGAGCUGGGGGCCUCCUUCCGGGCCUUUGCCGCUAUCCGAGCCGAUGGACAGGUGGUGACCUGGGGCGAUCCCGACUACGGGGGGGACGUGCAUGCGUUAGUGACGCUGGGAGAUGUGCAUCAGGGGGACCUGGCGAAAGGAGCUGAAACCUGA
Molecule: messenger RNA, 1095 nt
Organism: Effrenium voratum
Lineage: Eukaryota; Dinophyceae; Suessiales; Symbiodiniaceae
Source: the annotation of a GenBank genome assembly